Messenger RNA from Morus notabilis, 2012 nucleotides. RefSeq names its product cyclic dof factor 3. NCBI's taxonomy places the organism in Eukaryota, Viridiplantae, Streptophyta, Magnoliopsida, Rosales, Moraceae. The record is from RefSeq and is a predicted model, not a curated record. Gene Ontology annotation, molecular function: DNA-binding transcription factor activity; DNA binding. The transcript is spliced from 2 exons. Gene Ontology annotation, biological process: regulation of DNA-templated transcription. The coding region runs from base 185 to 1675 and encodes 496 amino acids.
AUCCAAGACCACGUUUAAACUUGUUUGCUCUUACUGCCAACAACAUCAACAACAAAGAGAGAGAUAGAAAGAAAGAAAGGAAAAAAAAAAAGCAAGAGAUUUUCUCGCGCCUUUUCUAUAUUGCUCUGUUUUUUGGUACUCUGUUUGGUUGCUGGGAAAGAUAGAAGGGAAAAUAGUACAAAAAAUGCUGGAGAGUAAGGACCCGGCCAUCAAGCUGUUUGGGAAGAAGAUCGCCGUGCCGGCUGACGAUGAGGCCCGAGCGGUCUCCGGCGAAGAAUUGGCCUCGCAGCCGUUGGAGAAGGAAGAUGUAAAUGAAGAAGAGACUGAAACGGAGAUGAAGGAUUCUCCACCAAGAUCAGCCUCGGAGAACUCGGGACAAGAUAGUGAUCCGCCUUCGGAGACUGAAGAUUCAAUAAACCCCGAAACAUUACCGGACUCCAGCAAUGUCAACCCCAAGACACCUUCCGUAAACGAGGAAAGCGCAAAGUCGAAUAUCGCGAAGAUCGACAAUGAAAAGAACAACGCAAGCGCAGCCAACGCGCAGGAGAAAACCUUGAAGAAACCGGAUAAAAUCCUGCCCUGCCCUCGCUGCAAUAGCAUGGACACAAAAUUCUGUUACUAUAACAACUAUAAUGUCAACCAACCCCGCCAUUUCUGCAAGGCGUGCCAGAGAUACUGGACGGCAGGUGGGACAAUGAGGAACGUGCCUGUGGGAGCUGGACGGCGCAAGAACAAGAACUCCUCCUCGCAUUACCGCCACAUCACCAUCUCGGAGGCUCUCCAAGCUGCUCGAAUCGAGGCUGCUCCUCCGAACGGGACACACCCCCACCACCACCACCACCACCACCACCACCACCACCCUGCAUUGAAGAGCAACGGCAGAGUCCUAAGCUUUGCCUUGGAUGCACCAAUUUGUGAUUCCAUGGCAUCUGUUUUGAACCUCACAGAUAACAAAAAGGCCCCCCGGAACGGUUUCCACAAAACUGAGGAAAGGGGGUUCCCGGGGCCUUGCAAAGGUAGAGAGAAUGGUGAUGAUUGCUCGAGUGCAUCUUCGAUUACCGUGUCGAAUUCGAUGGAUGAAGUUGGGAGAAAUAGUACUCAAGAACCGCAAGUUCACAACAUGAAUGGAUUCUCUUCCAUUCCUUGCAUCCCUGGCGUCCCUUGGCCUUAUCCUUGGAAUUCAGCAGUUCCACCGCCGCCCCCGCCCCCACCGCCCUUUUGCCCUCCGGGGUUUCCCAUGUCAUUUUACCCCGCGGCAUAUUGGAACUGCGCGGUUCCAGGCACUUGGAACAUUCCUUGGUUUGCCCCUCCACAGCCUUCUUCUCCGAGCCAGAACUCUCCGAGCUUGGGCUCAAAUUCUCCGACACUAGGGAAGCAUUCGAGGGAUGGUGAAAUUCUAAAAUCAGACAGUUUGGAGAAAGAGGAGCCCUCAAAACCGAAAAAUGGAUCCGUUCUAGUCCCAAAAACGCUGAGGAUCGACGACCCGACUGAGGCCGCGAAGAGCUCCAUUUGGGCAACACUUGGGAUCAAGAAUGAUGGAAUCUCUGGUGGAGGGAUGUUCAAGGCAUUCCAAUCAAAAAGUGAUGAGAAGAAAAGCAUGGCUGAGACAUCUCCAGUGCUGAGAGCUAACCCUGCAGCCUUGUCUAGAUCACUCAAGUUUCAUGAGAGCUCAUAAAAACUGUUGGCCUAAUUCAUCAACUCUUUUAAGUUUUGGUGACCAUCAAUCAACAAGCUUUUGAGUCAUCUGAUUCAGCUUGAUGGGUUGAUUAACUUGACUGAAAUGUAGAAAUGGAAGGAGGAUCCAAAUAGUUUUAUGUCAUUUAGGUCCCUCAGCUUGGUGGAGGGAACUAAUGUAGGAUAAAAGCUUUAGCGGCAGCUAAUUUUGUUUUUGUUUUUCUUUUUGUAACAGUAUAUGCACAGGUGUCUUCUAAUAUUCUUAGCUUUGCUGGGUUUGUGUUCAUGUAAAAAUAUAUUACAAUAUAUGUGAAAUAAUGUCAGAGAGUUAAAAGAAA